AUGCUCCGUGAGCAUUCUGCAGACUUGCAGAUCUCACUGUCUGUGAGAGAUGCAGGUGCAGACAGGCCAACAAUCACGGGGUCGUACGACAAGUACUACAGAGGCCGCAUCCAGGGUACCUCCUUGCAGCCGUUCUGUGCUAUGAGGAUCAACUCAGUGGUGGGUGUGAUGGCUCUCGUGUCUGGGGCCCUGCAGCCGAUGGCAGUGGGUUCUCCACCCCUGGGUGGCACAGCUGUGGAGGUUUCUAAGAGCAAGGUCAAUGAGGCCACCAAAGUGGUGACUGACGUAGGUUUCUGUCACUUUGAUGCAGCACAUGUAUAUCAAAAUGAGGAGGAGGUCAGCAAGGCCAUUCGAGAGAACAUUGCUGAUGGCACUGUGAAGAGAGAGGACAUAUUUUACACCACCAAGCUUUGGACUACUUUCCAUCACCUGGAAUUGUUCCAAUCAGCCCUGGAAAGAUCUCUGAAGGCCCUUCAGCUGGACUGCAUGGAUCUCUUCAUUAUCUGUUUGCCAAUCGCUAUGAAGAUUAUGCCCAAGGAUGCCAAUGGGGAGGUUAUUUUAGAGUUGGUGGACCUGUGUGACACGUGGGAGACCAUGGAGAAGAGUAAAGAUGCAGGUUUAACCAAGUCCAUAGGGGUAUCCAGUUUCAACCACAAGCAGCUGGAAAUGAUCCUGAACAAACCAGGGUUCAAAUACAAACCUGUCUGCAACCAGGUGACCCCUCUCCUGCUGCUGGCUGGUCCUGUGGAGAUGUGA
This is a messenger RNA of Lontra canadensis (Northern American river otter), 756 nucleotides long. RefSeq names its product aldo-keto reductase family 1 member C15-like. NCBI's taxonomy places the organism in Eukaryota, Metazoa, Chordata, Mammalia, Carnivora, Mustelidae. Gene Ontology annotation, cellular component: cytosol. The coding region runs from base 1 to 756 and encodes 251 amino acids. The transcript is spliced from 9 exons. The record is from RefSeq and is a predicted model, not a curated record. Gene Ontology annotation, biological process: steroid metabolic process. Gene Ontology annotation, molecular function: aldose reductase (NADPH) activity; ketosteroid monooxygenase activity; steroid dehydrogenase activity.